AUGGAGUUCCUUUGCACGUCAGUAGUCAGCACCUCGGCGGUUACUUCAACCCCCGUAGGCCGCAACCUCCAAGCCCAGAAGCUUUUGGGAUCUUCCUUUGGCGUACCAGGCAACAAUCGUACCUUUGAUUACAUUGUGGUAGGAGGAGGAAUUGGAGGUCUCACAAUAGCUACCAGGCUAGUGGAGCAGAAAGCAGGCAGCGUUGCUGUGAUUGAAGCAGGAACCUUCUACGAGAUAACCAACGGGAACCUAAGCCAACUCCCCUCUAAUGAUUACCUCUUCACAGGCAAAGACAAAUCCGACUGGCAACCGGAUAUCGACUGGGGUUACAUAUCAGAACCUCAAAAGGGCGCGAACAAUGCCUCAAUGCAUUAUGCACGUGGCAAAACACUAGGUGGCAGUUCUGCCAGACACUACAUGGCCUACCAGCGCCCGACCAAAGGUGCACUGAAGAUGUGGGCGGACGCAGUCGGCGACCAAAGCUACACCUUCGACAGGUUCCUGACCUAUUACGAGAAGAGUGUCAAGUUCACCGGUCCCAGGUCUGAUUUGCGGUCGUCCAAUUCAACCCCUUCAUACAACAAAAAUUCCGUCAAGGCGAAAGACGCCGAAACAACAGCAGUGUCCCUCACCUUCCCCAAUUAUGUUCACGCGUUCACUACAUGGGCUGUUGAGGGGUUGAAGGCAAUUGGACUAAAGACAGUCCCGGGUUUCCUUGAUGGGUCUUUGCUCGGGCAGUCAUACGUCAUGACCACUAUCCAGCCCAACGGCGUCCGUGAGUCCGCCGAGACGGCCUUCCUCCAACCUGCUCUGGCAUAUCCCGAUUACACUGUCUAUCAUCUGGCUAUGGCAAAGAAGAUCCUUUUCGACAACAAGAAGCGUGCAACUGGUGUCGUGGUGGACAACUCUGGUCUCGAAUAUACCCUCUCCGCAAGAAAAGAGGUCAUCGUCUCCGGCGGUUUCAUCGGAUCGCCCCAACUACUUCAAGUAUCCGGUGUCGGACCCGCUCAACUGCUGUCCCAAAACGGGAUUCCGGUUGUUGCUGAUCGGCCAGGUGUCGGCCAGAACAUGGAGGACCACAUUAUCUUCGCCGUCACGUAUCAAGUCAAUGCCCCCACAGUAUCAUCUCUCCAAGAUCCAGCGUUUGCCGCCAAACAGGCAGCCUCAUUCAACGAUAAGGGUGCCGGCAUGUACUCCAACCCGAUCACUGAGGUGCUGGGGUGGGAGAAGGUACCCCAGCCUCUACGAUCUGCCAUGUCCAAUGGCAGCCAGAGCGCUCUAAACAAGUAUCCUGCCGACUGGCCAGAGAUCGAAUACAUCACUUCUGCAGCGUAUGUCGGGACCCAAGAGAACACUAAGUCUUCGGGGGCGCCGUUCGAUGGCAAGAACUAUGCUUCGUUGGCUGUCGUUCUCAAUACUCCCAGGUCGCGCGGAUCGGUCAAUAUCAAAUCCGCGAACUCGUAUGACCACCCUGCUGUCAACCCUAACUUCCUCCUGGAUCAGACCGACGUGGAGGUGGCUUUGGCGGGCUUCAAGCGCGCUCGACAGUUCUGGGAGUCCAAGGCCAUGUCCAAGUUCAAGAUCGGAAGCGAGGUCUACCCGGGAAACACGGUACAGACAGACGACGACAUACGAGCCAUUAUUCGCAAGAGCUACAACACAAUCUUCCACGGCGCGGUCACCUGCAGGAUGGGCAAGCCCAACGACAACAUGGCCGUUGUUGAUAGUCAAGCCAAGGUUAUUGGCGUGCAGGGACUCCGAGUUGUAGAUGCGUCUGCAUUCCCAUUUCUACCACCAGGACAUCCUCAGGCCACAAUUUAUGCUCUGGCCGAGAAGAUCGCAUGUAAUAUUUCCGGCAAAUGCUCCGGCUACUAACCUGGACCGACUAUGCAUGUAGCACCUCUGUUCUUUAUUGUAUAAAGUAGAUUCCUUCUCAGGGUUUUUCGUUUUGUUGCUGGGUUAGCACUAUGUAAUAGGCUUAAGUGUAUCUAUUACUCGUUCUCACUACUGUCUUGGUGUUUAAAUUAGAUAGAGCGCGUUGCAUGCCAAAUUCAAUUAGAAGUCUUUUCAUUUUUUGUGCUUACAUGUUUCCGUGUCUUUGCAAUGGGAAGUAGAAUCAUUAGCGACGCCUGCUCACAGUUGAGAUCGUGGAUAGAGCUUGCUUCCAUAUUCUAUUUCCGUCUCAAGUAAUCAGAGACGAACUUGCUCUUGAUGAUUCACACAAGGCGUCCACUAAAACUUGCACGUGCUGUUGUGAUUGAUGUAUGAGAAACAUUGCACAGGAUGUUGUGAAAAAUGUUGAAUGCUCAGUGGAAUUUUCCCGGAAGCCCGGUGGGGC
Molecule: messenger RNA, 2338 nt
Organism: Truncatella angustata
Lineage: Eukaryota; Fungi; Ascomycota; Sordariomycetes; Amphisphaeriales; Sporocadaceae
Product: glucose-methanol-choline oxidoreductase
Exons: 4
Coding region: 1-1875 (624 amino acids)
Biological process (GO): secondary metabolite biosynthetic process
Molecular function (GO): flavin adenine dinucleotide binding; oxidoreductase activity, acting on CH-OH group of donors
Source: RefSeq, a predicted model, not a curated record